This is a messenger RNA of Guillardia theta CCMP2712, 2442 nucleotides long. Its product is annotated as DNA replication licensing factor, MCM4. Bases 1 to 2442 code for a protein of 813 amino acids. Gene Ontology annotation, biological process: DNA strand elongation involved in DNA replication; DNA replication; mitotic DNA replication initiation. The record is from RefSeq and is a predicted model, not a curated record. Gene Ontology annotation, cellular component: nucleus; MCM complex. The transcript has 7 exons. Gene Ontology annotation, molecular function: ATP binding; single-stranded DNA helicase activity; single-stranded DNA binding. Lineage: Eukaryota; Cryptophyceae; Pyrenomonadales; Geminigeraceae.
AUGUCGUCAAACCUGUCUUCCCCUGUUAAAGGCGCCUCCUCUGAGGUUGCGGCGACGAGCUCUCCUGCUGCUGUCAACGCCACGAGCUCACCAGCAGUCCCUAACACUCCAUACUCUGCUCCUAGAACACCUGGAAGUGUUGCUGGCGUUCCGAGGACCCCCAGGAGCAACAGCGCGAGAAGGAGUGCGUCUGUACAGCCCAGCCCUUCUCGGUCCGAUCUUGGCAGAAGAGGACAGCAGAUCAGGGCGGAUGCGGGCAUCGAUGCCACAUCUGAGAAUCCUAGAACAUAUAUCUGGGGCACAAAUAUUGAGGUGCAGGCAACUAAAGAGGCUGCGAGGAGAUUCUUCACGCAGUACAAGCGACCCGGAUCAACAGAAAAUCUUUAUAUCCAACUCUUGCAGCAGGCUCAUGCACGCAAGACAUUUUACAUCAACUUAGAUUGCAGACAUGUCUUCUCUUUCGACGGCUCGCUCUACGACAAGCUUGUACAAUACCCAACGGAAACUAUCACCAUCUUCGACGUGGUCAUGAGCGAACUGCAUGCGGAAUUGACCGCGGACGACCCCGACGCUUCGUCCCUCUCGAUGCAAGUCCGCACGUUCAACCUCAUCGACACGGCCGUCAUGAGGAACCUGAACCCAUCGGACGUGGACAAGCUCGUCUGCCUCAAGGGCAUGAUCAUCAGGACCAGCGCUGUGGUCCCGGACCUUCAGCGAGGGUACUUCGAAUGCCUCACCUGCCAGGCAGCGGAGGAGGUGGACAUCAUGAAUGGCCGUAUCCAAGAGCCCACGAGCUGCAAGUACUGUAAGGCGUCGAACUCGAUGGAGCUCAGGCACAACCGCUGCCUCUUCAAGGACAAGCAGCUGGUGAGGCUGCAGGAAAACCCGGAGGACAUCCCACAGGGCGAGACUCCGAUGACUGUCAACCUCUGCGUGUUUGAGGACCUUGUGGACGCGGCGAAGCCAGGAGACAGGAUGGAGGUCACUGGCAUCUAUCGCGCGCAGCCAAUUCGCACGCAGAGCAGGACGAGGACGUUGAAGUCAGUGUACAAGACGUACAUCGACGUGAUCCACUUCAAGCGGACGGAGAAGUCGAGGAUGGGAGAUUCUUCGUUUUCCACGGACGAGCUGCAGGAGGACAACCGCCUUGAGAAGGAGAUCGAGCAGAGAAAACAACGUGCGUUGAAGCUCGCGGCGGACCCUAACAUCUACCAGAAGCUCAUCGACUCCUUCGCUCCAAGCAUCUACGAGAUGGAUGAUGUCAAGAAGGGCCUCCUCUGCCAGCUCUUCGGCGGUAGCAACAAGUCCUGCAAGGGCGCCUCCUCCGGCCGCUUCCGAGGAGACAUCAACGUCCUCCUCGUAGGAGACCCCGGCGUUUCCAAGUCCCAGCUCCUCCAGUACGUCCACAAGAUCGCCCCCAGGGGGAUCUACACGUCGGGUAAGGGAAGCUCGGCAGUGGGUCUGACGGCCUACGUGAAGAAGGACCCGGAGACUAAGGACAUCGUACUCGAGAGCGGGGCCCUGGUGCUCAGCGACCGAGGCAUCUGCUGCAUCGACGAGUUCGACAAGAUGUCUGAGUCAGCGCGUGCGAUCCUGCACGAGGCGAUGGAGCAGCAGACUAUCUCGGUGGCCAAGGCAGGGAUCAUCUGCAGCCUCAACGCCAGGACCUCCAUCCUUGCGGCCGCCAACCCCAUCCAGAGCAGGUACAACCCGCAGCUCUCCGUGGUGGAGAACAUGAAUCUUCCUCCCACGCUGCUGUCAAGGUUCGAUCUCAUCUACCUGGUCCUGGACCAGCCGAACCCAACGACGGACAGGAGGCUGGCCAAGCAUCUGGUGUCGCUCUACCUCAAGAACCCUCCUCGCCUCGCCCAGUCCAUCCUCUCCCUCGAGGAGUUCGCGGAGUUCGUGUCCUACGCCAGGAACGAGUGCCAUCCUGUCCUCAACGACGAUGCCAAGACGGCGCUCAUCGACGGCUACGUGCAGAUGCGGCGCAUGGCCACGAGCAGGAACACCAUCACCGCCACCCCCCGUCAGCUCGAGUCCAUCAUCCGCCUAGCAGAGGCGCACGCCAAGAUGCGCCUGGCUAAUGAAGUGGAGACGAUCGACGUGGAGGAGGCGAUGAGGCUGCUCAGAGUGGCGACCCAGAGCGCAGCAACGGACCCGAGGACGGGAAGGAUCGAUAUGGACUUGAUCAACACCGGACGCAGCGCCUCCUCCCGCGUCCGUAUCGCCCAGCUGGUCAACAUGCUCAAGCAGAAGCUCGUCGAGCGGCUGGCAACGGGGACGAUGAGUUUCCAGUCGCUGGUGGAGAUGGUGCAGGAGGAGAGCUCUGUGGAGAUCUCCACCCAGGAACUGCAGGCUGCUAUCCGCCAGCUCGCAGACGAGGAUGCGGUUGUAACUUCCGGGCAUGGCCACCACAUGACUCUUGCAAGAGCGCGAUAA